CUCAAAAGGCGUGUUAUCGGGCUCCAGCAUGGCCGUCUGCCGGAGGACAACCGGACUGCCCCCCACGCUGAUGUCAGCCGGGGCUGUAACGUUUACACCAGGGGCGGGCUGAUGGUUGACUUCGUUCUCCUUGUGGGCUUUUUUUUCAUGCCCACGCGACACAAGAACGCGCCGGACGAUUGGGUCUUACCCAGCACGCACCCGCGCCCGACAGAAGCUCGUGUGCCAUUGGAUAGGGCCACUCCGAUCCCGCAAUCCGAUUGGAUGUUAUUUUUCCCCUUUUGCCAGAGACUCCGCCUUUUCCGGUGUGACUCAUAAGUGUUGUCGAAGAGACGGGUAGAGAAGAUCGACCCCCCCGUACAAAAAUACGGCUUACGAUGAGUUGGAUUAUUUACACCAAAAUUCUAAUCGCAAGAAAAACUCAAAGUUAAGGAGGCUUCCCGAUCGAUGCGAACCAAGUGCCGCCUCAGACUGUGUUCUGGUCUCCGAUUGAGAAGUUCAGCAGAUCUGGUGCCCGAAGGAAGCUGAAGAAGCCGUUUUGAUCGACAGUCCGUCUGAAGAUGAGCUCUCAGCAGUUUCCGCGGUCCGGAGUCCCUCCCCCGGGCCAUGGGCAAGCUCCGAUUCCCGGGGGCAGCAGCACCAUGGUACCGGGAAGUCAGUCAAAUCAAGGGGGCAGUGAGGAGAGCUGCCGUGACGCUGAUCAUGGGCCCCGGGAACACCCCCCCAGCGGGGCUGGGAGCCUGCCGUUCAGAGACGAAAAGCAGGAGACGGUGGUCGUCAGGCCCUAUCCACAGGUGCAGACCCAUGGACAGCCCCUGACCGUGCCCCAGCACCUGCCCAUCCAGCCUGGCACGCCUGUCACUGUGUCGGCCCCGCCCACCCACAUCACGCAGGCGCUCCCAUUGGCCUUCGCUGAGGGGCCUAUGAAGUCCACCCUGAAGACGCCCAUGCCCAGUCGGCUGAUCGCCCCUGCCCCGGCUUCCAACCAGGGCCUCCUCGCUUUGCCCCCCAAGGUGCCGGGUCACGUGACUGUCACCAUGGAGAGCAGCAUGCCUCAGACGUCGGCGAUUCCUGUGGCGACCAUCAGCGGGCAGCAGGGCCAUUCCAGUAACCUGCACCACCUGAUGGCUGCCAACGUGCAGAUUAUCCGCAGCAGCACACCUACCCUCCAGAUCGGCUCGUCGGCACCACCCCCCCAUACCUUCACCUCCCAUCUGCCCAGAGGGGCCGCCGCUGCCGCUGUGAUGUCCAGCACCAAGGGUCCCACCGUCCUGCGGCCGGCCUCGGGUCCGAGUGCUGGCGCCGGCCAGCCCCCAGUGCAGCACAUCAUCCACCAGCCCAUUCAGUCACGCCCAGUCGUGACCACCUCUACACCCGUGCUGCCCACGGUGGUGGCCCCCGUCUCCGCUACCCGAGCCCAGUCCCCUGUCAUCACCACGGCAGCCACACAUCCGGCGGACAUGCUGCAGGGGCGCCCAGGCCUCACUAUACACCCCCCCCCGGCCACCAUCAGCAUCCAGCGGCCGCCCCCCCCUCGCGACACAGCCACCCGCAUCACGCUGCCCUCCCACCCCGCCAUGGGCACGCAGAAGCCGCAGGUGCCCCACACCAUGGCGCAGAAGUCUAUCUUCAGCACCGUGACUCCCGUCGCCGCGGCGACAGUGGCCCCCAUCCUGGCUACCAACACCGUGCCUGCACCCACCACUACCGGCUCUGUGCCCCAUACGCAGAUGACCACCAGCAACAUCGUCACCAUGACGAUGGCCUCCCAUUCGUCCCACGCCACGGCGGUGACCACCUCCACCAUCCCCGUGGCCAAGGUGGUGCCCCAGCCCAUCACUCACACCUCCCCCCGCAUCCAGUCGGACUACCCUGGAGACCGGGGGAACCUCAUUCCCACCCAUCGCUCUUCCCCCAAUCCGGUCACCAUGGAGACCAGAAGCGAUAACAGGCAGCCCGUGCCACUGCAAUUUCAGUACUUCCUGCCCACGUACUCCUCAUCCCCCUACCCACUGACGCAUACCUACACCCCCAUCACCAGCACGGUGUCCACCAUCCGCCAGUAUCCAGUGACCCCGCAAGCCCCCAGCUCCGCCAUGCCACAGCAGACCGGUGUGGGCGUGGCCCCCACCGUCCACCUGAAUUCCAUGCAGCUGAUGACGGUGGACCGCAUCGCCCAGAUCAGCACACAGGGCAUCCAGCCAGCCGCCAUGGCAGCGCAGAGCAUCCAAUCAGCGCCCAUCGGGGCUCAGGGACUGCAUAACCCCGCCCCCAUGGGCACGCAGGGUCUCCAGGCCACACCCAUUAGUUCCCAGCAGCCCCAGGCGGAGACCAAGGCCUCGGUGGUCCUUGCAGACGGCUCCGCCCUGGUGGCCAACCCCAUCGGCAGCACGUUUGGCGCCGCGCCUCCUGUCACCACGGCGGCGCCUACGCACCCUCAGGGCGCCGGGACCCCCACGCUGGUGUCAUCCCCCAGACCCAGCAUCCUGCGCAAGAAGCCUGCCAAUGAGGGAUCUGCUGUGAGGAAAAAUCUGAUCCCAGCCCAGCCUAGUGAAGCGACCAGCCCCAGACUGGACAGUGCCAUUAGAAGUGCUUCUGGGUCGCCGCGGCCUGCCGGAGUGAAGCCCAAGUCCGACAUCCACGUCGCCAUGGCGCCGCCGGUGGUGACCGCUGUGGACGCCCUGCCAAGCCAGACCGGCGAGCAGCCGCAGCCCCAGCAACAGGCCACGCCCACCCCCGCCCAGCACCCCUCCCAGGCAGUGCCGGCCCUCCUGACCGCGGCCGCACCCCCGUCCCAGUCGGCCGCCGCCCUCUCCGCCAUCCCCGCGGCCAUGGCAGUGGCCCCGCCCAUCCCUGCUUCUAUGGCCAACGUCGUGGCUCCGCCCACCCAGCCGGCGGCCAGCAGCACAGCAGCCAGUGCUGCCGUCCCCGAGAUCAAGAUCAAGCAGGAGGUGGAACCCAUGGACACGUCGGUGCCAGUUUCCUCGGUGACACCAGGGGUGGCGGCUGUCCUGCCCCCCGUGGGGAAUGCGCUGGGUGUGCCCACGGGCGACGUCAUGCCUGGCGCCUCCCCUAGGAAGAAGCCACGCAAGCAGCAGCACGUGAUCUCGACAGAGGAGAGCGAGAUGGUGGAGACGAACAGCACGGACGAGGAGAAGGCGGCCAGCCGGCCCCUCAGUGUCCGACCUGAAAAGCGAAAGUCUCCCCCCAAGGAGUACAUUGAUGAGGAAGGCGUGCGCUACGUGCCUGUCCGCUCACGCCCCCCAGUCACCCUCCUGCGGCAUUACCGCAACCCCUGGAAGGCGGCCUACCAUCAUUUCCAGAGAUACAGCGACAUCAGGGUCAAAGAAGAGAAGAAGGGCACCCUGCAGGAUGUGGCCAAUCAGAAGGGCAUCGCCUGCCGAGCGCAAGGCUGGAAGAUUCACCUUUGUGCCGCACAGCUGCUGCAGCUGACGAGUCUGGAGCACGAUGUGUACGGCCGACUCUCCACGCUGCAGGAAGGCCUUUUCCCCAAGAAGAAGGCCGGGGCCGACGACGACCUUCACCGCAUCAACGAGCUCAUCCAGGGAAACAUGCAGCGCUGCAAACUGGUGAUGGACCAGAUUACGGAGGCCCGCGAGGCGAUGAUGAAGGUGCUGGACCACAAGGAGCGUGUCCUGAAGCUGCUUAAUAAGAAUGGCGGGCCCAAGAAGGUGUCCAAGCUAAAGCGCAAGGACAAGGCCUAGGAUGGCGGCCCGCCCGCCCGGCCCGGCUCGGCCCGCUUCCCGCCGGGACGGCUGCCGUUCCCCUCCGCUCCGCCCGGCCCGGAGCCGCCCAGGAGGCCCCCUCGCCAAAGGCCUCCAGAACAUUUGUGGCUCCGACUGGCCGGUUUGGCGAUCUGCGGAGCGAUGGUCGUGAUUGGAGGGAAACUCCACCUGAGAGCGUAUUGGUUUGGAAGCGGCUGGCUGUGCGGAUUCGUUGUGCGUUCUGCUUAGACUGCCGCACAGCUUCAUUUUACUCUGUGUUGACACAGUCCCAAUUCUUUUUCUUUUCUUUUUUUAAAUCUCUAUCUUAAAAUAUUCUUGUUGCCAGUGUUCCCCGACCAGUCUCCUUGGCAACACUAGGAGGAAUGCCAACAGGGGGCGAUGUCACAGUGGCCGGGAGGUUAUGGAGACAAAUCUAGCUGUGGCUAGAGGGCUGCUCGUAGGGCUGGGGGCUGGGGGCUGGGGGAUGCGCCCUGUCAGUGGGAGGCACCAGGAGGGACCUGUAGGCUGCAGGCUGACUGUGUUGUGCCCCCCAGGUCUGCAGUCAUGGCUGUCUCUCCCGCCUCUGAAAGCUCCAGGCGUGUGCAGCUUUGACGUUCCUUUGGCACAGUGUUUAGGAGAUCGAUCGCUUCUGCCCCAAUUUACUGUCAGGUCUCAGCCGGAGUAUUUUUUAUUUUUCUUUUGAAUUUCCUUUAACAAUCCCAGCAAGCGUUUGAUCUCCAGAACCGAAAGCGACAUGCAUUAACCUUGGGUUCUGAGGAGGUGCGAGUCCAGGGGUAUUCCUCGGGUCCACCCACUGCUGUCCGCUGCCAGGAGACGCCCACAGCCUUGGCCUGUUCGGAGCGGGGGCCGUGGGUCUUGGCCGUGAUCCGGGUGAGGAAUUCCGGCUUUUAAAUAGACGAUCACCAGUCCUUCCCUUCUCCCGUAUUUAGGUGGGAAAUCUGGUUACGUAAAUUUGGUCUGAGUGAGGAAAACACGUGGACAGAGAUGUGAAUUAGGUGGUGGUUUGGGGUUUUUUUUUAAGCAAAGUAUAAAUAUAUGCAAGACCAGAAAAGACCAAACUGGCAGUUAUAUGUUAUAUAUAAAGUAGAUUUUGUUUUUGUAAAGCAGAAUGGCUUCAUUCGUACUGCGGUUUUGUUUUUUAUUUGAUAAUGUAGUUUUCUGUUCUGGUUCAUUUAGAUCUUUUUUUUUAUUGAGUGGUUUCAGACGGCUGUUUUUUAAUGUACAUAUGGUUUACUCUGUGUCGUUAUCUUGUUUCAUUACUGUAGUAAAAACAAAGUGUACAUUU
Molecule: messenger RNA, 5031 nt
Organism: Brienomyrus brachyistius
Lineage: Eukaryota; Metazoa; Chordata; Actinopteri; Osteoglossiformes; Mormyridae
Product: histone deacetylase complex subunit SAP130-like
Biological process (GO): negative regulation of transcription by RNA polymerase II
Cellular component (GO): Sin3-type complex
Source: RefSeq, a predicted model, not a curated record